AAGGUACACGCGCACAUCAUAGCAUCAAAGCCUCGCGUGUGACCCGGGAGUAUGAGACAGUGACAGAGAGAGAGAGCAUCAAAGCGGAGGCACACCAACAUGAUUGCUGGUAUCGUUGUGCUGUGUGCUGUCAGGCUGCUCUGCUCUGAUGGUGUCGCAGCGCAGAAUCAGGCCUGCGUGCCAAAUCAUGAGGAGGAGUGUUUUGUACCUGCGGACCAUCUGAAUGCGUCUGGUUCAGUCAGCGUUGAGGUGUGUGUCGGUAAGAAACUCAUCAUCUCCCUGCAGCACUUCUCCGAACACCCUGUUUGCAGCUGGAUCCGAGGAGCAGACACAGUAAUCACAGUAAAUGGGAGUGAGUCCCUGGUCCUACCCACGCUUUCUGAGGCUGAUUCAGGGGAGUACACGCUGAGAUGUGAAAUCAGCGACGGGGCCAGUUCCUCAAUGAAUGUGUCUCUGAAAGUAGCCAUGAAACGUCCCUCAAAACCAAAGCUGACAAUUGACAAAGAUUAUAUCAAAUACAAAUCCCCUUCUUUGACUUGCAUCUCUGAGGACGCUGAGCCCACUCUCAACUGGACUGGAAACCCAGAUCGGGCAGUUGUUUCUGCAAACAGUGGACGUGCACAAAGCCGUAUAUCCACCAGUGGAUAUUCUGAUAGAGGAGUGAUGUGCUGUGCCACUAACGCGAGAGGACAAGAAUGCUCCCAACUGUAUGACUAUGACCUGGACAGUAACUUUAUGAAAGAUGAUGAUGUUUCUAAUGUGACUGUGAGCCCUGGUGAGCCGUUACUCCUUCGCUGUCGAGCGAAACACACGUCUAUGACGAUUGAACUCGGGUGGGAAAAGGGCAGAAAAAAAUUGGACAUCGGAACAUAUGGAUGCUCGUCUAAAGUCAAGAGAGAGAUCUGCAUUAAAUCUGACACACAUGAAGGAAGUUGGAUGAACUACCUGUUUAUCGAAUCAGCGAGCAGUGACCACAGUGGCACUUAUACCUGCAGCACACCAAAGAACAAGAAAACAAAGUCUGUCAACAUUCAGGUCCAAGCUGAGGGUUUCCUCUCCGUCCAGCUGAAUGAAAGCAAGAUCCUCCCCGCUCACGACGCCUCCGGAUCCUGUCUUCUGCAGGCCAGUGUUUCCUACCACCCUGUGCUGGGGAAGUGCUCCUGGGAGACUCCUGAUAAAGCAGAGAUUGAAUGCAAAAAGAACACUUGGGUUACAAAACACAGGACUGUGAUGCUAUGUGUCACACUCAAAUCCGGAGAUUAUAAAUUACACGUGGAAGCUGGAGGACUAAAAGAAACAAAAACCAUAUCAGUGUGUGUUGCAGACCCACCAAAGUUCAGAUUCAUAGACAUCAAUAACACCUUCGCUUUUGAGACUGUGGCUCUUGUGCCGGCAAAUUAUACCUGGAAGUCCUGUGUUUUGUCGAAUGACAGCAGCUGUGAAACUGAGUUUAACUGGAAUGAUAUCCCAGGAGCGUCUCACACAGACUCUGACGUCUCCUGUCAGAAGACCAUCAGGAGCUCUCUGAGCAGAAGUCUAGUGACAGGAAACAAUUUAUGGUUCUGCCUGACAAACUCACUCGGCUCCUGGUGCGAACACCGCUACAUAGUAGAUGUAUACCCCCAUACACAAAUGUCCUCCGGAGCUGCUCCAAAUCAACAAAACAGCAAAAGCUUGCUGCUGCUGAAAGUUGGCAGUUUGUUUCUGGUCAUGGCUUUGGCAGUAGUUAGCGUGGUGCUAAUUUACUUUGUCAAAAAGAAGAAACCUAAGUACCAGCCUCAGCUUCAGAUGAUCCAGAUGGUUGGACCCAAUGACAAUGAUUACAUCUACAUUAACUUCAAGGACUUUGGUUACGACAAGCAAUGGGAGUUCCCCAGGGAGAACCUGGAACUGGGUCCAGAACUGGGCUCUGGGGCUUUUGGCACGGUGGUCCAAGCUACGGCUUACGGCAUCAACAAGGCUGGAGUCUCGCAGCAGGUGGCCGUCAAGAUGCUUAAAGAGAAACACCAGACUGUGGAGAAAGAGGCCCUGAUGUCCGAGCUGAAGAUGCUGACUCACAUCGGUCACCACGCAAACAUUGUUAACCUGUUGGGGGCAUGCACAGACUCAGGACCCACGUACCUGAUUUUCCAGUACUGCUGUUAUGGAGAUCUUCUGAACUACCUUAAGACAAACAGAGAGCUCUACCACAAGUCUGUCACCGACGCUUUCACCAAGGACCGAUUCAAGCUUUACCACAACCUGCAGCCCAACAAAAGCUCUAGUGAGGGAGACAAAGCAGUGGAUAAUUACGUGCCCAUGCACCGCUCUACCACCGGAGGGCAGGAGGACAUCGCCCUGCUCCCCAUCAACCUCAACGACAGCAUUGAAGAACCUUUGAUUUACGAAGAACCGGACGAUCUGACGGACGACGCGCAGACCCUGACCUUCGACGACCUGCUCAGCUUCGCCUUCCAGGUGGCCAAAGGCAUGGAGUUCCUCUCCUCCAAGAAUUGCAUCCAUCGAGACCUGGCAGCUCGUAACGUGUUGUGACGAAGGGCAGAAUGGCGAAGAUCGGGCGACUUCGGACUGGCUCGGGACAUCGACAACGACUCCAACUACGUCGUGAGAGGAAAUGUACGUCAGACAUUUACAUUAAGAUCAUUCAUUGGUUGUAUUUGGUUUAUCCUUUCACACAUUUAAUGGGUGACAUGGCUUUGCAGUGCGUUGCCAGUGAAGUGGAUGGCACCCAGAGGCACCUUCCAGGGCAUCUACACCAUGAAGAGUGCCGUCUGGGCCUAUGGCAUUCUGCUCUGGGAGAUCUUCUCACUUGGCGUUACUCCGUACCCGGGCAUGAAGGUGGACCACACGUUCUAUUCACUGAUCGAGAGAGGAUUUAAGAUGGAGUGUCCUUACUACGCCAACGAGUCUGUGUACGGGAUGAUGUGUAAGUGUUGGGCUCUGGAUCCCUGCGACCGUCCAUCUUUCUCCAAACUGGUGUCCUUCAUGUGUGAUCAGCUGACAGACAGAGAGGAGCAGCUGUACCAUAACAUGCCCGACCAGGAAUCCAGCAUCUACCAGAGCAGCACCAUUUUGGACAUUUCCGCUCUUGACGCAACAAAAACGAGGAACAAGGCGGCCAACGAUUUACGUCGAACCCACGCGACUGAAUGAGAGCAAGAGCAGAAGUGUCCUGAAACUGUGGCUGCUGAGGAGAACCUGAAGACAUCGGAUGCAGAGUGA
Trematomus bernacchii (emerald rockcod) is the source of this 3222-nucleotide messenger RNA. It is a transcript of the gene flt3, whose product is annotated as fms related receptor tyrosine kinase 3. NCBI's taxonomy places the organism in Eukaryota, Metazoa, Chordata, Actinopteri, Perciformes, Nototheniidae. Gene Ontology annotation, biological process: positive regulation of kinase activity; cell surface receptor protein tyrosine kinase signaling pathway; protein phosphorylation. Gene Ontology annotation, cellular component: signaling receptor complex. The record is from RefSeq and is a predicted model, not a curated record. Gene Ontology annotation, molecular function: ATP binding; transmembrane receptor protein tyrosine kinase activity.